AUGGCUCCCUUACUGGAAGAUCCUCGCAUCCGGCAGACCUGGAAUCAGUUCUCGCAGAAUGCGGAGUCGGCGACCGAAACGGCCGCUGCUGGCAUCUGGACCUUUCAGCAUCAAUAUAUAAACCCGUGCCUGUCAUCUGUCGCGUUGGCCUUUGAGCAAUGUACCGGAACCUGUUUUCCUGAUCGCGACGAGCGCGCGCGACGACUGAGGGAACGCGGGCGGACGAGAGGACGGGCGGAACUCAGCUUUGACUUCUACGAUGAUUGGGAUGAGGAUGAGGGUGGUGUAUUAGGGGGAUGGGGAAAUGAUGAACUGGAUCGAUUACUAGCCGGAAGUGGAUCGCAUAGUGGCAGUAAGGGCGUUGAUCAAGCGCCGAGGAGGAAAAGAGGCAUGAGUUAUGGGACGAGAAGUAGGCGCAAGAGUUUGGAACCCGAUCCGACUAUUAUUCCGAGCACGAAUAGUUUGGGGUUUCUUGGACGGUUGCCCUUCAAAUUUGGAGGGACGUUGAGGUAUAAGCCUAGUGCGGCGGAUCUACAAGAACAUCCUGGGGCUUCGAGAUCGGAAUAUUUCGAUCAGGAAGGGGAGCCGUUGAUGCCGGAUGAUGAUACUGAUGACGAUGACGAUGACAAUCACCAGCAUGAUAAGGGACAUAGAAGGAAAAGAAGCUCCACGAUGAGCUCUGGCGAGACCUCAGAUUCAUUUCGCUCACGGGGAGAUAUAUUCCCUAGUGAUGGAGAGGAUGAUGCAGUUCCAUUGCCUGACGAAUUUGCUAUGGUGCUAGAGAGACGAGGGACAAACUCUAAUAUGGAUGAUAAGAGCAGUGGGAGGACACGCAGUAGCAAAGGCAAAAGACCAGCAGCUCUGAAGAAUAUUUCGAGGACUGUGUCCCGGAGAGCAGCUUCAUCACAAUCGGUACUCACUUUAGGGGCAAUGAACGCCACUUCCGAGGCAUCUAUAACAGAUAGUCCUGGCAUUGCUUCUCCUGAUGGCAUUGAUGCGCCUUCUUUAUCAGACCUUCAACAAGAAGAAGAAAGAGUACGACGGGAGGAAGAUGACGAGGUAGAGCGGAAACGACUGGCGGCUGCUAAGCUAGCAAUGAAGCGUGGACUUCAUGUUGAAGACACCACAGUUUCCAUGUCUGAGAACAAAGCACCAAUUGAAGACUCUCCCGCAGUAGAUGUGGCAGUCGACGAUACUAAAGAUGUGGAAUAUAUACCCAGCACGAGCAGAGAAGACACGAAGAGCGAAUCUUCGGGUAACCACUCCGGGAGUGAGUUUGUCCCUGCAAGGUUGCCAAAUUUUGGCUGA
Messenger RNA from Hymenoscyphus albidus, 1308 nucleotides. The record is from the annotation of a GenBank genome assembly. NCBI's taxonomy places the organism in Eukaryota, Fungi, Ascomycota, Leotiomycetes, Helotiales, Helotiaceae.